AUGCCUGAUCUCGCCACCUCGCUGCAAGGCCGUAGCCCAGGCAAAACCUCACAUCGAGGUCGCGACCAAAGCGAGAUCUCUCCCUGUGACGCCGCUGCCAUGCUAUCGCUAAGAGAGGAGAGGGAAGGCGAGAAGAUCGAGCAUACCGAUGGGACGAUGCAUACUGGUGCUAGAGAUCGAAGAGGAGAGGAGAGGAACAUGCUAGAGAUUGGAGAGGUGCCGGUGCCUCAGGGAAAUGGAUUCUCUGAUUCUCUUGUCCUGAUUCGUUCCUGGACCAUGAUAAGGAGAUUGGUGAGAAAUAAUGACCCACAUCUGUUAACAGAUGCUCGGCAUCCCAGCCAAGAGCGAAGCGUACGGCAGCUUCAGAGCUUCUACACCCACCUUCUUCCACUCCGAUACCCUUCGGUGAACUCCGUCUUCCACCCGAUCGACAUGUGGAAGCUCAAGGUGGCUGAGGGCGGCAGCCCCUGGUUGCGCACGACUAACAAUCACGUCGGCAGACAGUUCGACCCCAGCCUCGGCACGCCCGAGGAAAUCGAGGAGGCGCAGAGGGCGCGAGAAGCUUUCCGCAAGAGCCGGUUUGAGAAGAAACACAGCGCGGAUCUGCUCAUGCGGUUGCAGUUUGCAAAGGAGAAUCCACUUGAGAUGGACUAUCCUAUCAUCAGGAUUCAAGAUGAUGAAGAUGUCACGGAAGAAGCUCUAGUCACUUCCUUAAGAAAGGCCAUUAGCAUUUUUUCCACUCACCAAGCACACGAUGGACACUGGCCUGGGGAUAAUGCAGGCCCAAUGUUUUUGUUGCCGGGAUUGAUUAUAACUUUACAAGUUACUGGAACUUUAAAUAGUGUUCUGACAACUGAACACCAGAAGGAGAUCUGUCGUUAUCUCUACAACCAUCAGAACAGAGAUGGAGGGUGGGGUUUGCAUAUUGAGGGUAAGAGUACUAUGUUUGGUUCGACAUUGUGUUAUGUUACUUUAAGGUUGCUCGGACAAGGACCUGAUGAUGGAAAUGGGGCAAUGGAAAGAGGGAGAAAAUGGAUCUUAGACCAUGGAAGUGCAACUUGUACAACAUCAUGGGGAAAGAUGUGGUUAUCCGUGCUUGGAGUGUUUGACUGGGCUGGUAACAACCCUUUGCCACCAGAAAUGUGGUUACUGCCAUACUUUGUACCUGUUCAUCCAGGACGAAUGUGGUGCCACUGCCGGAUGGUUUACUUGCCUAUGUCAUAUAUAUACGGGAAAAGAUUUACGGGCCCAAUUACACCAAUAAUCUUAUCAUUAAGAAAUGAGCUAUUCCAUUGCCCAUAUGACCAAAUAGAUUGGAAUCAGGCUCGUAAUGAAUGCGCAAAGGAAGAUUUAUACUAUCCACAUCCAUUUGUACAAGACAUCGUUUGGGCAUUCCUUCAUAAAAUUGUUGAACCUAUUUUAAUGCAUUGGCCUUGUAGCAAGUUGAGAGAGAAGGCUAUUAAUAUUGCUAUCCAGCAUAUUCAUUAUGAAGAUGAGAAUACUAGAUAUAUUUGCCUUGGUUCAGUUAACAAGGUACUUAAUAUGCUUUGUGUUUGGAUUGAAGACCCAAAUUCAAAGGCAUUUAAGCUACAUCUUCCACGAAUAUAUGAUUAUCUAUGGUUAGCUGAAGAUGGAAUGAAAAUGCAGGCCUGUAAUGGAAGCCAGUUGUGGGACACAGUUUUUGCUGUUCAUGCAAUUAUGUCAAUUGAUCUUUCUGAGGAAUUUGGUGAAACACUCAAGAAGGCUCACGAAUUCAUUAAAAGUUCACAGGUCCUUGAAGAUUGCCCUGGUGAUCUUGAUUUUUGGCACCGCCACAUCUCCAAAGGUGCAUGGACCUUUGCAACUGCAGAUCAAGGGUGGACUGUCUCAGAUUGUACAGCAGAAGGACUUAAGGCAGCUCUCUUGUUAUCUAAGGUUACUCCAGAGAUUGUUGGUGAUCCAAUUGAAACAAGGAAGCUUUAUGAUGCUGUUAAUAUCAUCCUUUCACUAAUGAACAAGGAUGGUGGUGUUUCUGCUUGGGAACCUACAAGGUCCUAUGCUUGGUUGGAGAUUCUUAACCCUACUGAAACAUUUGAAGAUAUUAUUAUCGACUAUUCGUAUGUCGAAUGCACCUCAUCAACAAUUCAGGCAUUGACAUCAUUUAAAAAGUUAUAUCCAGGUCAUCGGCGAGAUGAGAUAGAUGAUUGUAUUAACAAAUCAACACGUUUUCUUGAAAAGAUACAGCGAGAUGACGGCUCAUGGUAUGGAUCUUGGGGUGUUUGCUUCACUUAUGGCACAUGGUUUGGAGUGGGGGGACUGCUUGCUGCUGGAAGGACAUACGAGAACAACUCUUGUAUUCGAAAGGCAUGCAACUUUCUGUUAUCUAAACAACUGGACUCUGGUGGUUGGGGAGAGAGCUACCUUUCUUGUGUAGAUAAGGCUUACACAAAUCUUGAGGGCAACAGGGUUCAUGCAGUGAAUACAAGCUGGGCAAUGCUAGCUCUAAUUGAUGCUGGACAGGGUGACAGAGAUCCAAAACCAUUACACAAAGCAGCCAAGAUAUUAAUAAAUAUGCAAAUGGAGAAUGGCGAGUUUCCUCAACAAGAGAUUAUGGGAGUCUUCAACAAAAAUUGUAUGAGCAGCUAUUCAUCGUUUCGAAAUAUAUUUCCGAUAUGGGCUCUCGGAGAAUAUCGCACUCGUGUGUUGUGCCCUAAAGAACAUAAAAUCUUACCUAAUAUACUGGUAUGAUUGAAAUUAUUAUGAUCAUAAUAAGCCAUUAAAUUGUAAAAACAACUAGUAUCUUGCAUCAUGU
Messenger RNA from Zingiber officinale, 2791 nucleotides. Its product is annotated as cycloartenol synthase 2-like. Bases 1 to 2727 code for a protein of 908 amino acids. The record is from RefSeq and is a predicted model, not a curated record. The transcript is spliced from 21 exons. NCBI's taxonomy places the organism in Eukaryota, Viridiplantae, Streptophyta, Magnoliopsida, Zingiberales, Zingiberaceae. Gene Ontology annotation, cellular component: lipid droplet. Gene Ontology annotation, molecular function: intramolecular transferase activity. Gene Ontology annotation, biological process: triterpenoid biosynthetic process.